AUGAUCCAGCCAUUUAUCGAUCGAUGGAUUCAGACCACAUCACCCUUCGCGUAUCUAUUGCUGGUGUUCGUCGCAGCCGUUUUGCUCGAUGCAGUUUCACCCACUUACACCGAACACGAGUUUGCAAUGGGACCUCCACGCACCCUGACCGAGAAGCUCCACCAGGUAAAGGACCCAGCAGCUCACAGCAUUCGACAUACCUUGUCCCCUUGGCCAGACCGCAGCCGUUCUCCAUCGAGGCAGAACCCAACACGAGUGAGGGUACAUACUCCACAGAAACAGCAGCAUAUGAGUGUCUCUCCGACUUCCGCCACCUCGACAUCACACUUACGAGCUCACAGCGGACCAGUUGGUGCACCCGGACGGAAGCCACCACUCCCCCGCAAUCGACCUACUAAAUCCACAACCACGCCGACAACCACAUCGCACCAUCAGCCAGACUACAACUACAACGACUACUUUCCGAGGACACGGACAUCCCUGACUCCCCAUUACGACUUCCGCUACCACGUGCCAGACGUUCACUGCGCUCCCAUUCUCAUCCAACACCAAUUUCUCCGCCUGAACAGGAAAAUCACUACGACCCACCGACGACUCCACCUUCGCAAACUCCGCAAACUAUGCAUCAACGACAUCUACGCUCCGAUGACACCACUGAAAUGGAUCCCCGAGGACCAGUUCUACCUCCACGAUCACGGCAGGAAAGCAUUGUACAGCGCACUUAUGAUGCAAGAAUUUCCGACUUCCCUGACCACGAUGACCUGGCAACCAGUUGGCUAUCAUAUCUGGUGGAAGCGCGAUUAUGGUCAGUUUGUGAGGUCUCUUGGCAACUGCCCGCCACCAACAUCUACCGCGGCGACAACCGCCUCUAUAUUGAUAUUCUGA
Symbiodinium necroappetens is the source of this 885-nucleotide messenger RNA. Lineage: Eukaryota; Dinophyceae; Suessiales; Symbiodiniaceae. The record is from the annotation of a GenBank genome assembly.